AUAUUCCAACGAUUUUGCAAGUUCUAUUGAGCUACUUAAUGUUACGAGUAUAGUUAAGCAAGAGAGUACACUGCAAUGGACUUGCUCAACGAAGAAGCUAGUAAAAAGAAUGAUCCCACACGCCGGCUAUUCUUCUUGCGACAGCUAUUCGUCAGCAGUACCCUCACAUCGGGGUUCCUGAUUUAUGGAAUGUACAUGGGCGCGAUGACAGUGAUGAUACCUCAGAUAAGGAGGGAAGCCAACUCAACAGAGGCAAUCACCGCAGACCAGGCUUCGUGGUUAUGUUCGCUCCCAGGCUACAGCGGGCUACCUUGGGGAAUAGUUCUUCCUUUUAUAGCUUAUCGCUUCGGUCGCAAAAUAUCGUUGAUCAUGUUAAGUGUAAGCAUUUUGAUCAGCAAUAUUAUUUUUUACCGCAGCACUACACUGACGGAACUGAUGAUCAGCCAGGCUAUGACAGGAAUGCUAGAAUGUUCUACCAAUACGCUCACGAUUAUGGUAAUUACUGAGUAUACAUCUCCCAGAUAUAGAGGAGUUUUUAUGACCCUUAAAUCGGCUUCAUUUUACUGGGGCAUUUGGAUUUCGAACGCCAUGGGAACAUUCUUUCACUGGACGAAUAUCGGUUUAGUGAUAUUUGUAUUCAGCGUUUAUAAUUUAUUGGUUAUAUUCUAUCCCGAAUCGCCGUUCUGGUUAGCCACUAAGGGUCGAUAUGAAGACUGUUCAAAAUGUCAUAGAUGGCUCAAAGGAACGAGCAAAGAUUCUGAAGAAGAACUUGAGCUGCUAAUACUAUCACAAAAACAGCAAAAUACGAAAAUAAAGAAACAACGCAGUGAGAACAUCAUUGUAAUGUUUUAUAGAAUCGUAAGCUGUGUGACUUUUUAUAAGCCGAUAUUUUACGCGGUUUUGGGAACCGGUCUUUACCAUUCCUCCGGAAAGAUGGCUUAUUCUGUAUACGCUAUAGAUAUUAUACAGAAAAUUACUGGUAGUGAAAAUACAGCAUAUGAAGGCAUGCUUAUAUUAGAUGGUGUUACAAUCUUGGGAAUGUACCUGGGAUCGCCACUUACUAAAGUCCUUAAGCGUAGGACUCAACUUUUGAGUUUUUCAUCUAUAGGAGCUGGAUUUUUGUUUAUUAUGUCAAUAUACUUGUAUAUGAUUCAAUUUAAUUUGUUGCUAGAAAACAAAUACAUUUCGUUGUUCUUGUUAGCGGGAUUUUCGAUUAGCAUAGGCUGUGGUCCAAUGGUGAUGGCAGCAUGUUGUUACGGGGAGUUGACUCCAUUGAAAUAUAGGAGUACGUAUCUAUCUAUUUUCACUUUACUAUCUAGCGCAGCAACGGGAAGUGAUCUCAAAACCGCGCCUUUAGUAUUUCGAAAAUUUGGUACACCCGGCGCGUUCCUUUACUAUGCCAUUACAUCUACAGUUUUUAUUUGUUUGCUGUACAAAUAUUUGCCAGAAACAAAGGACAAAACUAUUCAAGAAAUAGAAAAUUGUGUUGUCGGAGAAGAUGAUAUCAAUGAGGUGGAGACAAUGCCUCUAAAACAUAAAUGA
Pararge aegeria (speckled wood butterfly) is the source of this 1542-nucleotide messenger RNA. Its product is annotated as facilitated trehalose transporter Tret1-like. Gene Ontology annotation, biological process: transmembrane transport. Gene Ontology annotation, molecular function: transmembrane transporter activity. NCBI's taxonomy places the organism in Eukaryota, Metazoa, Arthropoda, Insecta, Lepidoptera, Nymphalidae. The record is from RefSeq and is a predicted model, not a curated record. Gene Ontology annotation, cellular component: membrane. The transcript is spliced from 3 exons. The coding region runs from base 76 to 1542 and encodes 488 amino acids.